Messenger RNA from Apis florea (little honeybee), 4770 nucleotides. Its product is annotated as vesicular glutamate transporter 2. Gene Ontology annotation, cellular component: membrane. Lineage: Eukaryota; Metazoa; Arthropoda; Insecta; Hymenoptera; Apidae. Gene Ontology annotation, biological process: monoatomic anion transport; transmembrane transport. Gene Ontology annotation, molecular function: transmembrane transporter activity. The record is from RefSeq and is a predicted model, not a curated record.
CCUCUAUAUACACGAAAACUAAUAAGCAGCUCGGAGGAUUAUAUAUCUCGCUUUCGAACUCCAAUUAACACCCAUUAUCCUUUGUCAUGCCAUCCAUUGUUAUUCGAUCACGUUGAUAUAAUAUCCGGUCGUCGGGAGAGGCGUCUGGACGCAUCGCCGCUAUGUCACAAGCGAGAUAUAUUAGCAAAUACAUAUUAUAGCCGGAACGUCAUUGUCAUCAUCACGUUUCCUCGUUCGCGGUUAUGCUUACAAUCCUUGCGAACUUCCUACCCGGCUGAUUAAAAUGUGAUAGUGGUGGGGCCUGGAAGAUAGUCAAUGCCUCGUGGUUCGGUCGCUUUUCAGUGUCGGCCGUUCUCCUCGUCCGGGUUGAUUUCUUCCGUACUUCAUCAACUUUAGUCAAAAGGUCUGCUCCUCGGACGUCAGUUGUCGAGCACAGAUCGACUCGAACGCGACAUUGCGCUUCGUUUCGACGCGAAUCUCUUUCCAUUUAAUCUCGAGAUAUAUAUACUUAUUCGAGAGAUAAUUAUUAAUUAUCGUCUUUUUUUUUCAGCUUUUUGGAUAUUUUAUCGAUAAUAUUCUCUUUUUCUAUUUGAUACGUGAUUGAUUAUUUUUGUUCUAAAGGAAAAGAAAAAUUGGUGUUGAUUUAUUUGUAUUAUUCGUUUUCGUAUCACGUAUACUUGUGAUAUUUUAUCGAUAUUUGGAAAAUAAAGAUUGUGAAAUUUAUCCGUUAUUUUCAUAAAAGUUCUCGCGCGAUUCGACGAAUGGUGUAAACACUGGUAUUGGAGUUUAAUCAGGAAGAGCGAAACUUCAUUUAGCCACGUGCUUCGCUGUGCUUCGUUAGAAAGUUCUUUUCGAUUGGCGAACAGCGAUCGAUCGGCAUAAAGAUGGAAGAGUCUCAAAGAUACGAAGAUCAUACCAUAUAUAAGACACGAUCACCCUGCAGCCUGCAAAAACUGAGAGACAUGGUGCCGGCAAGGGUGGUGCUCUACAUGCUCUCCUUCUCGGGGUUCACGGUCUCGUUCAUGAUGAGGAACGAUAUCAACAUCGCCAUGGUGGCGAUGGUGAAACCCCCAUCCAUGACAUCGGACACCAAUGUCACUGUGACGUCCCAGCAUUGCUACGUGACACCGCCAACGGUUAUCAACAACAGUGCGCCGAUCAAACUUGAGGAUCAAGGGGAAUUUGAUUGGAGUCCAACUAUACAAUCCGCCAUUAGCGGUUCAUUCUACUGGUGUUACAUACUGUCACAAGUAGUAGGUGGUGUGCUGACACAAUAUUUUGGCACGAAAGCUGUUUUCGGCGGUUCACAACUGAUCACUGCUAUCUGCAGUUUAUUGAUGCCUUCUGCAGCAGGAAUUCAUUAUGGAUUUAUGAUUGCGCUUCGCAGUAUACAGGGUGUCGCGAGUGGACUCACGUGGCCCGCGAUGUACGCCAUUGUCGGACACUGGAUCCCGCCAGUGGAGAGGUCACGUUUCAUGUCUUCCUUCCAAGGGUUCAGCUUUGGCAUCGGGUUAACCUAUCCACUGUGCGGAUUCAUCAUUGCUCACUUCGGAUGGAGAGCUGUCUUUUAUACUACCGGCAGCAUCGGUAUGAUCUGGUGCUUUUUCUGGUACUUCUUCGCCUUCGACACGCCGGCCUCUCAUCCCCGAAUAUCCCAGCAGGAGCUACGAUACAUUCAAGGCAGUGUAGGGAACCAAGUUAGAGACGAGAGCAUGCCAGUUCCAUGGAGGUUCAUUCUUACAUCCUGGCCAGCAUGGUCGAUCGGAAUAACUACGUUCGGCAGGAUCUGGGUGCAUUAUAUAUUCAUCAUCUCUGGACCAAUGUACAUGAAAACAGUUCUAGGAUUCAGCAUCCAAGCGAAUGGAGUACUGUCUGGUUUACCAUUCAUCUGUAGCUACUUCAGUUCUGUUGCAUUCUGCUAUAUAGCUGACGUUCUGAUCACACGACAGAUUUUGUCGUUGACGAAUGUCAGAAAGGUGUUCACCGCCUCUUCUCAAGUAGCUCCUGGUAUAAUGUUGGUGUUAAUUGGCUAUCUGGGUUGCGACAUAGUUCUCGUUUUAGUGGUCUGGUUCGUAGCCGUUACUCUUAUCACUGCUGCCUAUGCAGGAGCUAUGGCAAAUAUCGUCGAUAUAGCGCCAAAUUUUGCUGGACCAAUAUUGGCGUUUGCACAGACGAUUCAUAUGUCCGCCAGUUUCUUAUCUCCCAUCGUAGCUGGCCUCCUCACCCAAGAAAGCCAAGCCCUCGACGCAUGGAGGCAAGUAUUUGGGGUGACAGCUUGCGUCGCGUGCGCUACCUAUAUCGUCUAUCAAAUCUUCGGUACGGGCGAUGUCCAGCCGUGGAACUAUCCUGAUCAAAAGUAUCCGCAAUCGGUACAAGAAGAUUCUCAGCCCUUAAACGAAUCACCGCAAAAGAAUGGAAAAAUUGUCACAUCUCUGUCGAGCAUGUCCGAAGAAGCGUAACACGAUCGAUUUCUCUCGUUGAACGAAGAAGCGCAAGAAAGAAGAAGCGCACGGGUUACGUGACAGAUAUUACAAGUAUUUCUCCUUGGAUCUCGAGGAAGAGGCAAUCUAAAAUUAUAUAUACAUAUAUAUAUGUAUAAGUUGUCGACGCGAAAAUGUCUAUUUUUUUUUCUCUCUAUAUAUCUAUGUAAAUAGAGAUGAUAGUAUGUAAACGAGGAGGAGUUGAUAUAGCACUCAGGGUAAUAUAAGUAACGUUGUAACGUUUCAAAGAAUAUUUUUAUGAAGAUAGUCUCGGGUAACGAGCAAACGCUUCGUUUAUUCGCCAAUUCUUGCGUUUGAUAAACGUUUGUGAAACGAAGUGAAAGCACAAAAAAAAAAACAAAAAAUAACGAUCGAUUGCGUUCCAUUUCUCACGAUCCGAGACGAUUAUUUGUUCAUUUGCCGUCUCUGUGAUCAAACUUAUUUCUCUGUAUUUCCCAUCUAAUAGGGUGGGAUGGAUCUCGUAGAACAUGGAGCACCAAAGCAACAGUUUUCAAGGCUGCAACUUUUAACACGUUUUCUUUUUUCUCAAUCUCAGAAACAUCUCUUCGUGAAAUUCUAAAAAUUAGAAUCGAUAAAUUUGUUCAAUUUCGUUUAUUUUAAUUCGAAGAUUUUUCAACAAAAGACUGAUCGAUUUUUUUCUCCGUGAUAUAUAUCUCUCCCAAGUUUGGAAGCCGUUGCUCUUUGUGUUCUUUAUUUUUUCAAUAUCUCUCUAAUAUAAAUUAAUAAUUUAAAAAUGACUUAAUUCAUAGGAUUAAUUCACGAUUUUUCCCCCUUUUUUUUUUCAUUAUUACUAUCAUUGUUACGUGCUCUACAUUGUUUGUAAAAUUUAAUAAGCUAUUAUAAUUAAUUCUUCUUUCUACAAUUUUGCCGGUGACUUUAUUAACUUAUUAACUUAUUAAAUCGAUAUUUUAUCUACUUGUUAGAUGCGUAAGAAAGGAAAAGAGAAAAUCCAAAUACGCUGUAGAGUUAGAAGUAGUGAAAUUUAUAAGAUGAAGAGAAAAAGACAGAUAAAUUAUUAUAUAAGUAUACUACACUAAAAAUUGAUGCCUUAGUCACAAUUCUUUUUGAAUUCAAGAGAACACGUAAUACACUUACUUUAGUACUUAUAUUCUGCGAUAAAUAAGUCUCAUUGUUAUAUCAUUGUUAACAUUUACUAGUCAUGUUUCGUUGAAAAAAAUUGAAUAUUUAUAUACUAUAAUGUCCAAAAAAAAAAAAAAAAAAAAGAAAGAAAGAAAGAAACGUUACAUGAACAUUUCACAUAUGAAAAAAUUUUUCGUGAAUCAUCUAGAACUAGAAUUCAUUUUUUCAAUACAUUUCAUAAUUCCAUUCGUGUAAGUUAUAUUAGGAGACGAUGUUUUUUCAAGUAUUGUAAUUUUAAUUAUUUUUAUAUUGGCGUCGUUUAAAUAACGAUAAGUCAUGUUUUUUUUCUUCGUUUGUUAUUUAUAAGUAUAUAUUUUAAGGUACACACGGAUACUUAAUAGUAUGUACGUGUUGUUAUGCUAAAAAUUAUAUACAUAUAUUGCGCAAAACUAAAGAUGAAAUUAAUUAAAAAAUUAAAUAUUGCGCAAAAUUCAAGAUGAAAAUGAAAAUCUCUUGCGUAAAUAAUAUGUGUACAAAAUGAAUAUCUCUGCGCGCAUAAAGAGAAAGAUAAUAAUUUUUUCUUUCGUUUUAAAUCGAAUAAUUAUAUGUAUUUUCGUAUUUUUUUUUCUGUGCCAUCGAUGCGAUCUAAAAUUGUAAUUUCAGAAUUGUUUGUAAUUUCAAAUCGAAUGAAUACACUCAUAAGUAAAACGACAUUUGCGAUACGUCAAAUCUUAAUAAUAAAUCUCAAUGAUCAUGAGGCUAUCGACGAACUUUGAAGAUGUUUAUAAGCCAUGAUCAUUUUUCAAGCAAAUCGUUACAUUAUUUUGUAAUCGAAUCACCACUAUAAAAUCUAUGCCACAGAGUUCUUGAUACGAAUAUAUACAUAUAAGUAAAUGAAAAAAUAUAUGAUACACAUAUAAUUUCAGUAAAUGUAUAGCAUUAUUGAUUAUUAUACCUUGCACGCGUAUCGAUACAAAAUUUCUUCAUUUUAAUUUUACUUAAAAUUAUACUUUGUCACAAUUGUGCACAAUUUUUAUCAUCGAAUUAUAUUAAUACCAAUAAUUGUUUGCAUCAUGCAGAAAUUAUCAAAAGUUGAUCCUAAGAUAAAUCGAAUGAUACAAUGAUCUUUGAAUACACUUUGAAUAACGUCGUUGGAUUCGAGGAAUUAAUUUGUUUUUUUUUUUUUUUU